Messenger RNA from Stylophora pistillata, 661 nucleotides. RefSeq names its product spermine synthase. The record is from RefSeq and is a predicted model, not a curated record. Gene Ontology annotation, molecular function: spermine synthase activity. NCBI's taxonomy places the organism in Eukaryota, Metazoa, Cnidaria, Anthozoa, Scleractinia, Pocilloporidae. Gene Ontology annotation, biological process: spermine biosynthetic process.
CGUCCAAACGUAGGCAGUCGACAACUACUCGAUUCAAGUCGCAAAAUCUUCGUGCACGUGCUAAAAAGAUCGGAUUGGUAUCUGUUGCUGAUCAUGGUAGGACAUAGUAUUUUUGAUUUUCAAGCUCCCCAUGCUGACCUGAAAGACGAUGUCCUAAGGAGUCGACUGUUCGAAAUUCUGAGAAAAUAUACCAGCGGUCCUGUUUUCUCAACUGAACUAGAAGAUUGCAAGAGCUGUUUGUUCAUCUUCGUUGGAGAAGAUGGGGGAUACUGGAUUCUGCAAAGUUUCCCCAGUGGCUUGAUAACCUUGGAUGUGAUGCAGUGUGGAAAAGAGGAACUACUGUUGUCUAAGGAUGUAAAGUUUUAUAACAUGAUCUGUUCAGUCUUUAAUUAUAUAAGAAAAAUUAUUGUUCAACUGAGUAUGUUUUGACCCCCUUAAGUCACUGAGUUACUGGGUUGCUAAGAAGUAAAUUACUUCUUGACAUCCUAACAUCAAAAUAUCCAUAAUUUAUUCUCUUUACAAGUAUGAGAGCAAUCUUCGCAGUAAUGAACACUAUUUAAGCAGUAGUGAAGAUGAGGCCUGAAAAACUUCAGGCAUGUACAGGAUUUGAACCCAUGACCUCUGCGAUACCAGUGCAGUGCUCUACCAACUGAGCUAACAA